GGUCUUUGCCGUUUCGUAUAAAGUGAGAGAAGUGCCUUCUUUGUCCCAAAUCUUCUCCUUAUAAUUUAUCAAAAAUCGCCGAUCGAUACUGGAGAGGGUUCCAGAGAUAACGACCAUCCGUUCAUCGCCGACGGAGAAAUCGUGGCCGUCCAAUUUAGGCGAAACCCAAUUCGAGCGAUUAUAGAAGAGAAGAGAUGGGGAAGAAGAGAAAAUCUACAGCGACGAGCCUCGAUGAGGUAGAUCGGACUGUUUACGCCUCAUUUCGAACCGCCGCGAACUCUUUAUCUCAGCUUUACACUCAGUCCAUGAACCACCAGAAACUAUCCUUCCAAGCCGGUGAACGCCAUGGUCUGGAAAAACUGUACCAAUGGAUAUGGAGGCAACAAGAAGGAGGAUCAAGAGUGACAACUAUGGAUAUAAUCAAUUAUAUUCAGAACGAGCUCGAAUGCUGCAUAGAGGAGCCCUCAAUGUCCCCGAGAGCGCCACCACCUCAACCAACAAUGCAUGUCACUAAUUCCGGGCUCAUGACCUCUUCAGGCACGUCUUGCCCAACAGCUGUUCCAGUGGUUCGGUCUGAGCAAUGUGAAAAUCAGGCGAAGAACUCGGUUUUCUCAAACGCACUCUCGAGUCCUGUACGCCGCAGUCUUCAGAACUACCAAAUUCCGCAGGGAGGCUACAUAUCUGGCGCAACCAGAAGCAGUGAACUGAACAGGGGAUCUAACUCCCCAGGUUCUAUUGAUUCUUCAAUGGACAUGCAUGCAGACUAAGAACUAAGAUUAUAAUGUAUUCUCGUUUGAUAAUGUUUGCUCUAUACACAACCUGUUUGAUCUUCAUAAUGUGUCAAUUGGUUCCUAUCUUCGAGGUGGUUUGCCGUGGUUGUUUUGUGGUUAGUGUUUCUUAUGUUCACAUGUAAAUCAUUGUGUCUGUGAUACUCUAAUCACUUGUUUAACUCUUUAAUUUCCAUGUUUCAAACUUCUUGAAGAA
Molecule: messenger RNA, 984 nt
Organism: Eutrema salsugineum
Lineage: Eukaryota; Viridiplantae; Streptophyta; Magnoliopsida; Brassicales; Brassicaceae
Exons: 3
Coding region: 195-767 (190 amino acids)
Source: RefSeq, a predicted model, not a curated record